Messenger RNA from Lontra canadensis (Northern American river otter), 537 nucleotides. Its product is annotated as putative ankyrin repeat domain-containing protein 20A5. NCBI's taxonomy places the organism in Eukaryota, Metazoa, Chordata, Mammalia, Carnivora, Mustelidae. The annotation marks the transcript as partial. The transcript is spliced from 3 exons. Gene Ontology annotation, molecular function: protein binding. The record is from RefSeq and is a predicted model, not a curated record.
AUGAAGAAGUUUUUUGGUUUCGGGACUGGGAAGGGGCAUUCAUCCCCAGCCUUUCGCACCGAGCUGAUGAAUGGCUUGGGGGCCCGGUUUGAGAAGAAGGAAGAAGUCAAUGAGUCCCCGCGGAGGUAUAACGUCCGCGUGAAAGAUCUCAAAGAGAUCCACAGAGCUGCUGUCAUGGGCAACAUAUUGAAAAUGCGGCGGUUGCUAAUGCUUGGGAAAGACGUGAAUAAAAGAGACAAGAAGAAACGGACUCCUCUCCAUCUGGCCUGUACCAUCGGCCAUGCCGACAUGGUGGAUUUUCUUGUAGAGAGGAAAUGCCAGCUUAACCUCUAUGAUGGAGACUGUAGGACUCCUCUAAUGAAGGCUGUACAAUGCCAGGAAGAGGCAUGUGUAACUAUUCUUUUAGAACACGGUGCUAAUCCACAUCUUACGGAUAACUUUGGCAAUACUGCCCUCCACUAUGCUGUUGCUGGUGACAACACGUCAAUAGUAGAGAAGCUGAUAUUAUACCAUGCAAAUAUUGAAGCAAGAAACAAG